UUUUUUAAAAUUUUAAAUAUAGGGGAAGGGUUGAUAGAUGGAAUGUGAAUGCUCUUAAUGGUGAAAGUUUGGAUCGGGGACACUUAAUAAGCGAAAUCAAAGGUUACAUCAAGCAAAAUCUUUAGUACUUCAUCUCCUCAACUAUAUAAAGUUCAUAGCCCCAUAUCAUAUUUCUCAUCUCUUUCGGGCACCACCACCGACACUGUCACACAAUGGAGCAAGCAAAGCCCAGACAAGCAGUGGCUCUUAUAGUGGGUGUCACCGGCAUGGUGGGUGUUGCCAUCACCGAGGCCUUAAAGCAGCCAACAACAUUAGGCGGUCUAUGGACUGUCUACGGUGUAUCACGACGAUCAUUACCCACCUGGUUCCCAUCCUCCCUCCUCGACAAGCACAUCAUGUUAGACACCCUAAACCAACACCAAACACAUGAAAUCCUGGCUCCACUUUCAUCCCAAAUCACCCAUGUCUUCUGGGUAGCCUUACAAGUCAGCGAAAGUGAACAAGUCUGCAUUUCCCUUAACUCCACUAUGCUUUCUAAUGUCCUUAAUGCAUUAACUUCUUCUCCUAACUCAAAACUUAUUCAUGUGACCUUGCAAACAGGCACAAAACAGUAUGUUGGUCCUGUUUUCGAUCCAACUCUUUCAACUCAACUUAUCCCUCAUGACUCACCUUUCAUAGAGGAUUAUCCUAGACUACCUUUUCCAAGUUUCUACCAUGCUUUGGAAGACAUUUUAGCUUCCUACUCAAAAUCUUUAGCUUAUUCCAUACAUCGUCCUUCUAUGAUCAUUGGUGCAUCAACAAGAAGUUACUUUAAUAUACCUCUCACACUUGCCGUCUAUGCGUUAGUUUGCAAACACCAGAACUAUCCCUUUAGGUAUGUUGGUAACAAAUACAGUUGGGAGCAUUUCUGGGAUGUAUCCGAUGCUAGAGUGAUAGUUGAACAACAAAUAUGGGCAUCGGUGACCGACAAGGCUAAGAAUGAAGCUUUUAAUUGCACAAAUGGUGAUGUGUUUACAUGGAAAAUGAUAUGGAAGGUACUUUGUGAUGUGUUUGGUGUUGAGUUUGUGCCGUUUGAUGAGAAAGAAAAGUUUGAUGUUGUGGAGUUCAUGAAGGAUAAAGGAGAAGUUUGGGAUAGAAUUGUUAAAGAAAAUGGAUUGUACAAGACAAAAAUGGAGGAGAUAACUUGUUUUGGUCCACUAGAUAGUCUUUUAAAACUUGAGAUUCAACAUGUUUGUAGUAUGAAUAAAAGUCGAGAAUUUGGGUUUCAAGGGUAUUCAAAUACGCUCAAGAGUAUACCAGAAUGGGUUCAUAGGUUGAGGCAAAUGAAGAUACUUCCAUAAGGGUUGCGAAGGUUGUGUUAUCCCUCAGAAGUGUGAUAAAUUCUACCUUUUAAAUGGUUUAUAUGAAUAAUUGUAUUUGAAUAAUAAUUGAAUUAUGAGUUA
This is a messenger RNA of Helianthus annuus (common sunflower), 1442 nucleotides long. Its product is annotated as (S)-8-oxocitronellyl enol synthase CYC2. The transcript is spliced from 2 exons. The coding region runs from base 213 to 1340 and encodes 375 amino acids. NCBI's taxonomy places the organism in Eukaryota, Viridiplantae, Streptophyta, Magnoliopsida, Asterales, Asteraceae. The record is from RefSeq and is a predicted model, not a curated record.